Lachancea mirantina is the source of this 1062-nucleotide messenger RNA. Lineage: Eukaryota; Fungi; Ascomycota; Saccharomycetes; Saccharomycetales; Saccharomycetaceae. The record is from the annotation of a GenBank genome assembly.
AUGUCUCAAGGUUCGAUUACUCAAGCUAAAGACUGGAAAAGGCGAGCAGCACCAAUACAGGUCAAAGAAGCCGAUCUCCCGUCAUCGAUUCCGUCUCAAACAGGUCUGACGUUUAAUGUGUGGUACAAUAAAUGGUCGCAAGGUAAUAGUGGGAAGGAACGGUUCGUGAACCCUUACAGGCUGGAACCUGAGCUGCAUGAAGGCUACACUAGGGGAGAUGGCGUCAAACAGGUGUUUUUCUGUCUAUAUUUUGGAAAAGGCAUGUGUUGUUUGGGCAAGAAAUGCACCUAUCUUCACCAUGUGCCGGAAGGGGAGGAUGUUGCAAGGCUGGCUUUAAAGUCCAACGUACGAGACUGUUUUGGUCGUGAGAAAUUUGCCGACUACAGAGAGGAUAUGGGUGGGAUAGGUUCCUUUCGGAAGGGUAACAGUACUUUGUACAUAGGUGGCAUCGGCGGAGCUUUAAACAACAAGAAUUUGAAGGCCAGUCAGAUCGAGAGUCGACUUCAUUUCAUGUUUGGCAAACUGGGGCCACUGGAGAGAAUACGAUAUGUGGAGAAUAAAAAUUGCGCGUUCGUUAGGUACAGGUGGCAAACAAGUGCCGAAUUUGCUAAAGAAGUGAUGAGCAAUCAAACUCUUUUGAUAAGGUCGGACAAAGAAUGGCAAGAACGCAGAGAAGGUACAGGUUUGCUUGUGAAAUGGGCAAACGAUGAUCCUAAUCCAGAGGCACAGCAAAGGGAAAAGGAAAGACAAGAGGAACAAUCUAUGCAAGUCAUGCUGCAACUUUUACAAAAACAUGAGCAAGAUAGUGCUUUGAAAAGAAAACUGGAGGAACAGCAAGAGGAGGAAGAUCAGAACGCUAACCAUACAGGCCCUACUGGUCACAAGCUUCUUGAAAAUGGGAAAAAAGGAUACACUUCCAUUUUUGAUUGCAUACCGAAAGAUUCUUUGAAAAGGCUUAAAAAACUAAAUCGCGACAAUCCUGCUUUUGCUACGGUAGAAAAAACCCCAGUUCCUUCGCAGUCAGGUGGAUUGGUCGACUAUUCUUCCUCAGAUAGCGAUUAA